Messenger RNA from Ctenopharyngodon idella (grass carp), 8688 nucleotides. RefSeq names its product thyrotropin-releasing hormone-degrading ectoenzyme-like. Gene Ontology annotation, cellular component: cytoplasm. The coding region runs from base 478 to 3462 and encodes 994 amino acids. NCBI's taxonomy places the organism in Eukaryota, Metazoa, Chordata, Actinopteri, Cypriniformes, Xenocyprididae. Gene Ontology annotation, molecular function: zinc ion binding; metalloaminopeptidase activity; peptide binding. Gene Ontology annotation, biological process: peptide catabolic process; proteolysis. The transcript has 19 exons. The record is from RefSeq and is a predicted model, not a curated record.
UCUGAGAGAGAGAGAGAGAGAGAGAGAGAGAUAGAGAGAGAGAGAGAGAGAGAGAGAGAGAGAGAGAGAGAGAGAGCGCACAGCCCACUGGCUGAAAGAGAGGAUGCAUCAGAGAGAGAGAGAGAGAGAAACUGUGAUGAUAAUGGAGGCAGGAGAAACGAACAGAGAGAAGAGAGAUUCACAACACUCUCGCGAUUGAUCAGAAAGCAGGUGUUGGACCUUCAUCCACAUCAGACUGAUGUCAGAGGAGAAAUGGAUGUGCGGUAGGACUCGAUGAGCUCCAGCAUCUGACCGAACGAACUUCUGAUUCACACGAAUCCAGUCUCGAGAUCAUCGAUCAUCAGUUUUCCAUUCUAUUUCAAGCUUUGCGUGUUUCGCGGGAUCUUUUCCUCAUUUCACGCCUUUAAAUCAGUUUGAAGCUGCAGCGCGCGAACGGAGCCCGAUCAUGAAUAUAAAACACAUCAGAUUCUUCAUAUAAUGGGGAUCGAGGACGCGAGUAUGAGGAACGGACGGGCUCUGUCCGAUCAGUGGGCCGACAGCGUGGUGGUCCGGCCCCGGACGACCGAACAGCACAUCACGGUGCAUAAGAGGCUGGUGCUGGGCUUCGCCAUCUCCAUCCUCACCCUCAUCAUCGUAACGGCCAUCGCCAUCACGCUCAGCGUCAGCUUCGAGAGAUGCGCCGCGGAGAGCAGCGGGGCUCUGGCCGCGAACGGGUCCAGCAACAGUAAGUGGAAACAGUCCCGGGACGGGAACAUCAGUCACAGAGACACAGAGGACGGCCAGCAGCCCUGGAGACAUCUGCGCUUACCGGCCACCCUGCGCCCUCGCCACUACGACCUCCGACUGUCCGUGUACAUGGAGAACUUCACCUUCUCCGGCGAGGUGAACAUUGAGUUUGAAUGCGUCAACUCCACGAAGUUUAUCGUGCUGCACACGGACCGGCUGGAGCUGGAGAAAGCGCUGGUGUAUUCGGACAGUAAGAAAGCGGGCGCCAUGAGGAUCCAGCGCCGCUUCCACUACCAGCCCAAGCAGGUGUAUGUGAUCGCGCUGCACAGAGAGAUGAAGCCCCUCAGAACAUACAAGAUCAACAUCACUUUUCACGCGCACAUCGAGCACGAGCUCUUGGGAUUCUUCCGCAGCUCGUACGUGCUCAAUGGAGAAAGAAGGUAUCUUGCGGUGACGCAGUUCUCACCGACUCACGCUAGAAAGGCCUUCCCGUGUUUCGACGAGCCCAUCUAUAAAGCCACGUUCAGAGUGAGUCUGAAACACGAGAGCUCGUAUCAGUCGCUGUCCAACAUGCCAGUGGAGGCCUCAACGUCUGACGAGGACGGAUGGGUGACCAACCAUUUCUCCAGGACGCCCCGGAUGUCCACGUACUACCUGGCCUGGGCCGUGUGCAACUUCACCUACAGAGAAGCAGUUACAGACAAUGGAGUCGUGAUUCGGCUGUACGCCAGGCCUGACGCCAUCCAGAGCGGAUCGGGGGACUACGCUCUGCACAUCACCAAGAGACUCCUGCAGUUUUACCAGGAUUACUUCAAAGUCAAAUAUUCCCUCCCAAAAUUAGAUCUACUGGCAGUGCCAAAGCAUCCGUAUGCAGCCAUGGAGAACUGGGGCCUGAGUGUGUUUGUGGAGCAGAAGAUCUUGUUGGAUCCUGACGUCUCCUCCUUCUCCUAUCAGAUGGAGCUCACCAUGGUGGUGGUGCACGAGAUCUGCCAUCAGUGGUUUGGGGAUCUAGUCACACCAGUUUGGUGGGAGGAUGUUUGGCUGAAGGAAGGAUUCGCUCAUUACUUUGAGUACAUCGGGACUGAUUUCCUCUUUCCAAAGUGGAACAUGGAGAAGCAGAGGUUUCUGACGGAUGUUCUUCAUGAGGUGAUGUUAUUGGACGGUUUGGCCAGUUCUCAUCCGAUCUCUCAGGAAGUGUUUGAAGCCACAGACAUCGACAGAGUGUUUGACUGGAUCGCAUAUAAGAAGGGAGCCGCUCUGAUCCGUAUGCUGGCGAACGUCAUGGGACAGACGCUAUUCCAGAGAGGCCUCAAUGAUUACUUGAUGACGCACAUGUAUGGGAACGCGGCGAGAGAUGACUUGUGGAACAAAUUCUCUGAGGCCAUGCAGCGGGAGGGAAAGGACAUCAACAUCACGCAGGUCAUGGACCGCUGGACCCUGCAGAUGGGCUACCCUGUCGUCACCAUCAGCAAGAACGACAGUCUUGACAACAGUGUCACCAUCUCCCAAGAGCACUUUGUCUAUGACACGGAUGCCAAGAUCCAGAAUCCUGAGCUCUUCAACAAAAGCUUCCAGUGGCAAAUACCGCUGACGCUCGCAGUGGGAAACUCCAGUCACAUAUCAACAGACACCAUCAUCUGGGUCUCCAAUAAAACAGAGACUCACAGAGUGGGUCACGUGGGCGGUGAGACGUGGUUGCUGGGCAACAUCAAUCAAACGGGCUACUUCAGAGUAAACUACGACCUCCACAACUGGAGACUUCUCAUUCAACAGCUGAUGACCAACCCAACGAUCAUCUCCGUGGGCAACAGGGCCGGUCUGAUUGAUGACGUCUUCAACCUGGCAAGAGCGGGGUAUUUGCCCCAAAACGUCCCCCUGCAGAUGAUCUCAUAUUUGACUCAGGAGACUGAGUUUCUGCCCUGGCACGCUGCUAGUCGAGCUCUUUACCAGCUGGACAAACUCCUGGACCGCACUGAAGACCACAGCCUGUUCAGCGACUAUGUUCUAAGACAGGUGGAACCAAAGUAUCACAAGUUGGGCUGGCCAACCACUUCCCCUGACGGCUCCUUCAUGCAGGCGGCUUAUCAGGCCGAAGAGCUGCAGAGAGAGGUGAUCAUGCUGGCCUGCAGUUUUGGAAGCAAACACUGUCACCGCCAAGCUGUGUCUCUCAUUUCAGACUGGAUUUCCAGCAACAAGAACAGGAUUCCACCUAAUGUGCGGGACAUUGUGUACUGCACAGGGGUGUCUCUGAUGGAUGAGGACGUGUGGGAAUUUAUCUGGAUGAAGUUUCACUCCUCUACAGCCAUCUCUGAGAAGAAGGUUCUUCUGGAGGCCUUGACCUGCAGUGACAACAUCUUCCUGCUCAACAGGCUCCUGAAUCUGUCUCUCACCUCUGACCUGGUGCCGGAUCAGGACGUGAUCGAUGUCAUCAUACAUGUGGGCCGCAAUCCGCUGGGAAGACAUUUAGCAUGGAGAUAUUUCCGUGAGAAGUGGGACAUAUUGAAUUCCAGGUAUGGAGAAGCUUUAUUUAUGAACUCAAAAUUAAUCAGCGGCGUGACAGAGUUUCUCAACACUGAGGCGGAGUUGAAUGAGCUGAAAGAGUUCAUCCUAACCAGCGGGGGAGAGUCAGCACCUGCGUUCGCUCGAGCCGUUGAGAUCGUUCAAGCUAAUGUAAAAUGGCACAUCCUGUUCCAGCAGCAGUUUUACCGAUGGCUGCGAAAAGCUCCUGACGGUUAACACAACAUUAAGCAUGGAGCGCUCCAUUAGCAUGAAAACUCAUGGCCAGUGACGUGGGGAGAUUUAAGUGAAAUAAAAAAAAAAAAAAUCUGAAAAACUAUUCUGGACUAUGAGAAUCAGAAAAAUUGAGCUUUUAUUUCCCUGCUCUUUUUGAAACGACCAGGCACUCAAAGAACAGGAAGAAAGGAAUGGCUGAAAAAACACUGAAGGAAUCAACGCUGGAAAUUGCAUGGUGGCGUACGUUGGUAGCAACAGACGAUUUACAAACCAUUUCCCCCUCGUAUUUUGCAUGAAAGUCAUUUCCUUCUUCCAGUCAUUCUGUUUGCUAAAGUUUGACCUAAGAAUAUCGAAUUUGCUUUGAAGACCAGACGGCGCUACAAAGAGAUUGCUCUUCGGUAUAUACAAACACAGUUUAGAUUAAGCACAAAGACGUGACAAUCAUCAGUGUUUUGAUUGGAACAGGACGAGGAGGACAAAGAGGAGAAAUAUUCAUGUAGCCUUUUCUCUCUCUAAAGCCAUAAAAGGGGAGCAGACUGAAUUUUAUCUCUUGUACAGAUGACGUUUAUUGUUUGAUCAAUUGACGGCACUCAACGGUCGUCGGAAGACGGAAUCUUCUAUCGAGCGUUCGGAGGGCUUUCAGCGGUGAUGGUUUAACCCGCUGGUGUCCAGGAUCGUUUGCAUUCUCAUAGUGUUACUCUUUGCUCUCCUUUUUUGGAGGGUUUGUCCUUGAAUAUGGUGUGUUUGUUUGAGUGGAAAAAAAUGAUCAGUGUGUCGAUAUUUUCAUGUUUAAUUCAUUGAUUCUCUGGAGGGAGGUCAAUGCAGUGCUGAGAUGUGUUAUCUUGGAGUUGUGGAUAGUGUGGGGUUCUGAAUUGAUGGUUAUCAUGGAGACCAGUUAUGAAGGUUUCCAUAGUUUUAUCUUUUUUUCUCAGUUUUUUUUUUUUUUUUUUGUAUUUUCUUUCUUUUUUUUAAUGAACAUGAAUGUUUAAACAUGGAGCAUUCCUAUUGAAAAUAGUAUAGUGGUUGACCGAUAUAGGGGGGUUAUGUAUUUUUGACUUGUUUUCCAGUAAUAAUAUUCAAAAAUAUCUGUUAAGCAAGACAAAUCUACAUUUGAAGCAAAACUGCAUACAAUGAUGCUUUACAGAGAAUAUAUCUUGAAUUUAAUAUAUUUUUUCUUACUCAGUUUGUUUCCUUUGAUUUUUAAGCAUCUACAUGUGCAAUUUUUAUUUUUUUCAGGCAAAUUAAUCUUGUUUUAAUGAUGCCCGAUGACCAGUCUAAUAUCUGUAAUCAAAUGUAAUGACGGCAAAACAGGUGUAUAGAAAUUUGCUGAAAUGACAAGGACACUUGUACUCGAAAUUAACCAUAAAUAACAUAUUAUCCAUUAACAAUCAUAAUGUGUAUUAACGCACAUUAAUUGGCCAAUCGACCAACAACCGCUAAUCUGAAAUUGGUCAGUUAUCAGCCAAUCAGGCGUCCUGGUCGAUAUAUCGGUCCAUCACUAAUAUAUGUGACUCUCAGGCUUGGGCAAAAUUCAGAAUUGAAGAACUGUCUAUUGGCUGAAAUGUACUGAAAUACAAAGACACAGUUACAUAACAGAGGAAUUCCAUUAGUGUGAUACAAGGUUUGUGACAAAAUAUAAAUAAUUACAUCAUUAAUUUUGACUAUUCAGUAUUUAUACAUUUUCUCGACUGAUUAGACCUAUUUCUCUAAAAUAAGUUCAAUACUAUCAAUACAGGUAACAUAGCUAACAUCAAAAUCUGACACUAAUAAUUAUAUAUUAAAAUAAUUAGAGUUUAUGCAGUGAAAUUUUUUUUCUGUACUGAAUAUAAUAUAAUAUAAUGUAAUAUAAUAUAAUAUAAUAUAAUAUAAUAUAAUAUAAUAAAUAUGUGAUCCUGGACCACAAAACCAGUCGUAAGUCACACGGUAUAUUUGUAGCAAUAGCCAACAAUACAUUGUAUGGAUCAAAAUUAUCAAUUUUUCUUUUAUGCCAAAAAUCAUUAGGAUAUUAAGUAAAGAUUAUGUUCCAUGAAGAUAUUUUGUAAAUUUCCUACCGUAAAUAUAUCAAAAAAUUUUUGUGAGUGGAUAUGUGUUGCUAAGGACUUCAUUUGGACAACAUUAAAGGUGAUUUUCUCAAUAUUUUGAUUUUUUUGCACCCUCAGAUUCCAGAUUUUCAAAUAGUUGUUUCUCAGCCAAAUAUUGUCCUAACAAACCAUACAUCAAUGGAAAGCUUAUUCAGCUUUCAGAUGAUGUAUAAAUCUUUUUUUAAAAAAAUUGACCCUUAUGACUGGUUUUGUGGUCAAGGGUCACAUAUAAUAUAAUAUAAUAUAAUAUAAUGAACUACAUAUAUGGGGAAGCCAUACUUAACCAUUUAUUUCUAGGAAUACCUCAUAUACAGUGUGUAUGAUAAUAUUUACAUCACAUUUACACAUUUGUCAUUUAUACUGGAAAAUUUAUUUUUUUAGAAACUACAGUACCUGAAAGCUCUUAUGUGAAUUUCAUUCCAUUUUAAUUCUGCAUCUUCUUUGCUACCUCAAUUCAAAUUCACUUCAAUUUCAUGAAUCGUAAGGCAUUCUCAAUUCAGUUCUGAAUGGUGCACAACCCUGGUGACUUCAGAGACCAUUAAUAGUACCUUCUAUCCAGCUGGCGGUGUGGAUCUCUCGAGGAACAUAGGCCACUUUUUAAAUGACUGGCUGGGUAUUUAAUGAAAUCCCCAGACAAGACCCUUUAGUCGGAUAUUAUAAAGUAGUAAGUCGCCUGUGUAAUAUCAGAAUGAUCCACUAAACAUUUCCAGCCUUUUUAUUUCCCUCCUUUAAUGUGUUUGACGUAAGGCUCUCUUUUGUUUCUAAAUUAGAGAUAAUAUCCUCUGUGUUUUGAGCAGAGCUGCUUAGAGAUUUUAAUGCUUACAAUAAAUUCUUUUGUACAGUAAUGCAUCUUCGUCUAACUGUGCCUGUUAUUGUGAGCUACCUCGAUCCAGAGAUACUCUAUGCUUAAGCUGCUUCAGCGCUUGUGCUAUUACAGGAAAAGUCUGUCUCUGGGGCCAAGCAUGAAAGGUAUUUGUUAGUUUUGAGGUUAUUUAGGUUACGGCCAAACUUUAUAGUGCCUCCAAGAGCUCAAUUUUCAGUCAUUUAUCUGCUGAUACCUUUUUAACCUUUUAGAUUAGACACAAAAUUUUAAUUAUUUUAAUUUCCACCCAGAAGAUUGAUGGUUUUUCACUACUUCUUCUACAAAAUUUGUCCAAUCAUCACAAGACCAAUCUUGCACAAAACUGAUGUUUUGUCCAAAAUAUGGACAAACCCAACCAUUGGUUUAAACUUUUUUAUUUAAAUUUUGAACCCAACUGUUGGGUUUGGCCACAUUUGACCCAAACAUAGGUUGAAACAGCAUUUUUAGGGAUGCACCAAUAUUGAAAUUUUGGCUGAUAUCAAUUUGCUGAUUAUUUCCAUGUUAUGGCUUAUAGCCAAUAAAUGGCUGAUAUUAUAAAUCUACACAAAAUCAUUUAAAUAAAUAAUUUUUAAUUAUUAUAAUAGUGCUGCAAGUGAAUUAAGGUAUCACAAGAUGAUAAUAUACAGUAUUAAUGAUGUAUAAAUAUUCCAUUUGAAAAAUUAUCCUUGUGUAAUAAUAGAGGAUGGAACUAAAUAAUAAGACAGGUAUUAUACAAAAAAAUUAUUUUCAGUUUUAAGUGACAGGCCCUCAAAAUGUCUGCAAACAAUCCUGCUUUCAGGUACAUUUGUAUCUCUGUUGUUUAUGCUUCACCUCUCAGAGACAUAUAAAUCCUGUGAUCUGUAAAACUUAAAAAAACAGACAACGGCAAACUUUCCAACUGUGCUGAUAUUUCAGAACAAAGCACUACAAGAGACCAUAAAUCCUUUUUGUGCCGCCAAUGCAAAUUAAUAUUUUGCCAUUUCCACAAUACCUACAAAUCAGAGUGCUUUCACAUUCAAAUCAAUGGCGGGAUUUGGAUUGGAUUCUCUCUUAUCACAGGGCUUUGUUCCCUGUAGAGUCAGAAAAAAAGGAGAUAGACUCAAGCAUGUGGAAAAUAACUCUAGCUUCCUUACAGCCAGACAAAUCACAAAAAGUCUUAAUUUGUAUGAUAAACUGUAUUUCAACAAAGUCAACACCUUCAAACCAUUUUGGAAAAUUUUGGAAAAAUUCACAAAUGGCAUAUUAUUGAACCUACAAGACUACAAAACUACAAGAACUGCUACUAUGUGUAAUAAUACCAUACACUUCUGAAAAUUCAGAUUUUUACUUUUCCUCCCUAUAUAUAUAAAUAUGUAUGUGUGUGUGUGUGUGUGUGUGUGUGUGUGUGUGUGUGUGUGUGUGCUAGAAAAUCCAUCCAUCCAUCAAGUGCUAGAAAAUAAUGAUCUUUAAUAUUUAAAUUGCACACAGUAAUUUUGUCACAAUAAUGAAAUUUCGCAAGCAAAAAGGUUCUUCGUCCAUUGGCAGUAGUGUAGCAAUGGAUAAAUCACCACUCACACAGAAGUCACUUUUUGAAACCAAGCUGCUUUCUGUUGUUCAACAUGGUGAAUUUCCACAAAAAACCUGGAAUCUGAAAAAAAUCUGAAUGAGAAUUUUUUGCCAUCAUGAAAAAAUUCCAGAACAUGCGGAUUCCUAUUGAAAUGACUGGAUUUUGUGCAUAAAAUUCCACCAAGCAAUGGUAAAUUUGACUGCACCUUUCUACUGACACCUAGUGGUGUGGAUGCAGCAUCAUGCAAAAGCAAUAGCUUUUGGUUAGCGAUGCCAUUGUGGAAAUAUAUAUAGAGUGUAUAUAUAUAUAUAUAUAUAUAUAUAUAUAUAUAUAUAUAUAUGUAUGUAUAUAUAGUCACAGAUUAUCUCAGCACACCUUUUACACCAGGCCCUACAACUCCACCCAUCCAAUCACAAUCACCCGAAUACUGAUCAGCCCCACCUGUCACUCAUUAUCAUGAACUGGUUAAAUACUCACCAAUUCCAUUGAACUUAGACUCACCUGCCCGUUUUCCUGUUCAGUUUCAAUAAAUGUGAAUAAAUAUUCCUGCUGAAUCUCUUGUGUCCUCCUCUGUUAUCUCCUCCUGACUACCAGAAAAAAGUUUUGUGAAUUUAUUAUUUUUUCAUGUCAUUACAUUGUUUAGACCAUAAGAAAAAAUGGAAAAAUUACAUUUUUGAAAAAUGAUAUUUUAUUCAUAUGUUAUGCUAUGUCCUCUGUAAAGGACACCAAAAUAAAUAAAUAAAUAAAAUAAAAUAAAAUAA